Messenger RNA from Centropristis striata (black sea bass), 1580 nucleotides. RefSeq names its product achaete-scute family bHLH transcription factor 1b (gene ascl1b). Gene Ontology annotation, cellular component: RNA polymerase II transcription regulator complex. Lineage: Eukaryota; Metazoa; Chordata; Actinopteri; Perciformes; Serranidae. The record is from RefSeq and is a predicted model, not a curated record. Gene Ontology annotation, biological process: positive regulation of transcription by RNA polymerase II; sensory organ development; regulation of neurogenesis. The transcript has a single exon. Bases 176 to 787 code for a protein of 203 amino acids. Gene Ontology annotation, molecular function: protein dimerization activity; DNA-binding transcription factor activity, RNA polymerase II-specific; RNA polymerase II transcription regulatory region sequence-specific DNA binding.
AAAGUUUGGGUCAGAUCGGCUCGUGGAGUAAGCAGUCAAGAGAGACUUGGACUAGAGUUAGCCACACGGUCCCCACGCGAAGGACACGAGAGCUGUACACUGCCAACCCUUUCGCUCUUCUUGUCCCACUGUUUGAGACUGCAUCCAUCACAUCUCCACAACAACUGUCAGCGAGAUGGAAACUACAACCAUCACCACUACGCAGACUGCAUUCACCUUUGGACUUACUGAAAGACACGCCAGCCUCAGCCUGCACGCCCCGGCACAGGACUGCGCUGUCCCCGCCGUGCACCCGAACACCACCGCUGCAGGCUUCCAAAGCAAGACUAAGGUGCUGAAGAGACAGCGCUCCAGUUCGCCGGAGCUCCUGCGCUGCAAGCGGCGUCUGAGCUUCAACGGCCUCGGCUACUCCAUCCCCCAGCAGCAGCCCGUGGCCGUGGCCCGGCGGAACGAAAGGGAGAGGAACCGGGUCAAACAAGUCAACAUGGGCUUCCAGACGCUGCGUCAGCAUGUGCCAAACGGCGCCGCCAACAAGAAGAUGAGCAAAGUGGAGACUCUGAGGUCUGCGGUGGAGUACAUCAGGGCUUUACAGCAACUUCUGGACGAACAUGACGCAGUGUCUGCAGCUUUCCAGUGUGGGUUGCCAUCCCCGACACUCUCCAACAGCUACUCCGCUGACCCGGAGUCGCCUCACUCCACCUACUCAUCAGACGAAGGCGGUUAUGAGCCGCUGAGCUCAGAGGAGCAGGAGCUGUUGGACUUUACAACCUGGUUCGACAGGUACUGAGGCUGACAAGCACCCAAACCACACAGCAGCGUGUGUGCGUAAAAGCGGCUGACAAAGACUUGGUAAACAGGCAUCAGAUCAGUCUCGCCCUCCUGUGCUUGGAAGUGAUCUGUUGCCUCCCUCCCUCACCCGGGCUGCUUCUGCAGGAGCAAAGCAAUAGUGAGAAAGAGAGAGAGAGAGUGUGUGUAAGAGAGAGGGAACCUCUUGUUGCAUAGAGCGUGAAUAGUCGCCCUGAAGUCCCCACAAGAAGGAGGGAGUUGGACUCAGUGUCACGUUGACGCGUGGAAGUAAAGAACUGUUGAUGUUAUGUUUGAAUAAGUGCAAUUAAUACGUGACACAGCAGGCUCUGCAGAGGACUUGUGUGAUGAGUGUUGACUGCCUUCCUCAGCUGCCACGUCUGUUGGAAGACAAAUAUGAUGCGUCGACAAACUUUUCGUGCUGUACAUUGUUUCCUCUCCUUUCAUAACAAAAUUGUAUCAUAAUUGUUUUAACAUGAAGACAUAUUUUUGUACAUUGAGUCAAACAAACAACAGCCACUGCCACUUUUUCCUGACAGUGUUGUGAGAGCCAGCUGUCAGUAAAGGCAGUGAGUUGGCAUGUAUGAGUUGUGUGACUGGACAGCAAUAUCAAGGCUACUACCGGUGACAGAUUGUAGUUUUUUUAAUAGGUGUUAAGGAAACUUUUAUCAAUGUAUGCACUUGUUCUCAGUUUCCUGUAGCCUAAAAUGUAAAUAUUCGAUUUUAACAGAUAUAUUUUGUGUAAAACAAGUUUUAUAAAUAAAGAUGAAUCUAUU